GAGCUACUAGUUAGCUUGCCACGUAUUUAGGCAUUGUUCCCUCUUAGCUCGUAUGAUUUUGACAAGUUCUUGGUCACAAGAGGAUUCUUGAGUGAUCGUUGAGGACCUCAGAAAGCAUUCUGAGGUCGCAUGAAUUCUGAUUCUCCGUGAAAGCUGAUCAAAUUUGAGCUAGCUGGCUAGCAACAUUCUAUCGAAGACUGCUGCUGCCGCCAUAUUGAGCGAGGCUCCGCUGUUUGCCAUGCAGUGACUGACUUGCUCGGACUGAACUGACAACAGAUCGGGGAUAGAAGAGUUGGGGGGGCUGCCGUUGCUGGUGACGCAGGAAAAACACCCAAGAGCAGACAAAAAAAAUCCAAGGAACUGAGAUCGCCUCAACAUUCAUUUUAUGUAAUGCGAAACAGCAGUUACACGAGACGUUUAUAAGAUACAUGACAAAUGAGUUAUUGGAGACUGGAGUAGCUAGUGAAUAGAGGAGAAGUCAUUUCUUAUUUCUGGUUAUGCAAUGGUCUCUGCAAUCCCUCCAGUGCUUCAGGUGGUGCUUUCCCUCUCCCGCGCAUGCCGCUUGUCCGUCAGUCUUGAGGAGGCUGUGAUUUCUCCCCGCGCACCAGCCACAUAAGUGGACAAGAUUGCAAAGAUCUGCCCCGUGUCGAGUAUGACGGCCACGACGCGUGGCUCUCCGGUGGGGGGCAACGAGAGUCAGGGCCAGGGCCAGGCCCCCGACGGCCAGUCUCAGCCCCCGCUGCCCCAGAACCAGACGUCCUCUCCUAACUCCUCCAAUGAGAACUCUCCGGUGAGCCCUCCUGAUGAGCAGGGCCAGGGGGACUGCCCUCCCCAGCUGGAGGAGGAGGAGCCGGCCUUCCCCCACACCGACUUGGCCAAGCUGGAUGACAUGAUCAACAGACCCCGCUGGGUUGUUCCAGUUCUGCCAAAGGGUGAAUUAGAAGUUCUUCUGGAAGCUGCUAUAGAUCUUAGUAAAAAAGGACUCGAUGUCAAGUGCGAAGCAUGCCAGAGGUUUUUCCGAGACGGCUUGACUAUCUCCUUCACCAAGAUACUGACAGAUGAGGCCGUCAGUGGAUGGAAGUUUGAGAUCCACAGGUGCAUCAUCAACAACACCCACCGUCUGGUGGAGCUGUGCGUGGCCAAGCUCUCCCAGGACUGGUUCCCCCUGCUUGAGCUGCUGGCCAUGGCCACCAACCCGCACUGCAAGUUCCACAUCUACAACGGCACACGGCCCUCUGAGACGGUGCCCGCUGGCGUGCAACUGGCCGAGGACGAGCUCUUCGCCCGUCCACCGGACCCACGCUCUCCCAAGGGCUGGCUGGUGGAUUUGAUAAACAAAUUUGGCACAUUAAACGGGUUCCAGAUUCUGCAUGAUCGCUUCAUGAGCGGCCAAGCUCUGAAUGUGCAGAUCAUCGCUGCGCUCAUCAAGUACUUUCGGCAGUGCUACGAGUUCCUCACUUUGCACACGGUGAAGAAGUACUUCCUCCCCAUCAUAGAAAUGGUCCCUCAGUUCCUGGAAAAUCUCACUGACGAGGAGCUAAAGAAGGAGGCCAAGAACGAAGCCAAAAACGACGCCCUGUCCAUGAUCAUCAAGUCGCUCAAGAACCUGGCGUCACGGCUACCGGGUCAGGAGGAGACCGUGAAGAACUUAGAAAUUUUUAGGUUAAAAAUGAUUCUUAGGUUAUUGCAAAUAUCUUCUUUUAAUGGCAAAAUGAAUGCACUAAAUGAAGUCAACAAGGUGAUCUCCAGUGUGUCCUACUACACUCAUCGACAUGGUAACCCGGAGGAGGAAGAGUGGCUGACUGCUGAACGCAUGGCGGAGUGGAUUCAGCAGAACAACAUCCUGUCCAUCGUGCUGCGAGACAGUCUGCAUCAGCCCCAGUACGUAGAGAAGCUGGAGAAGAUCCUGCGCUUCGUCAUCAAAGAGAAGGCCCUCACCCUCCAGGAUCUGGACAACAUCUGGGCUGCCCAGGCUGGAAAGCAUGAAGCCAUUGUAAAAAAUGUCCAUGACCUCCUAGCGAAGCUGGCCUGGGACUUUUCUCCCGAGCAGCUGGACCAUCUCUUUGACUGUUUCAAGGCGAGCUGGACCAAUGCAAGCAAAAAGCAGCGGGAGAAGCUUCUGGAACUCAUCCGCAGGCUGGCGGAGGACGACAAGGACGGCGUGAUGGCCCACAAGGUGCUGAACCUGCUGUGGAACCUGGCGCACAGCGACGACGUGCCUGUGGACAUCAUGGACCAGGCACUGAGUGCCCACAUCAAGAUCCUGGACUACAGCUGCUCACAGGACCGCGACACUCAGAAGAUCCAGUGGAUCGACCGUUUCAUUGAAGAGUUGCGCACCAACGACAAGUGGGUGAUCCCCGCCCUGAAGCAGAUCCGUGAGAUCUGCAGCCUGUUUGGAGAGGCCCCUCAGAACCUGAGUCAAACUCAGAGGAGUCCUCACGUGUUCUAUCGGCAUGACCUGAUCAACCAGCUGCAGCACAACCACGCGCUGGUCACCCUGGUGGCAGAGAACCUGUCGGCCUACAUGGAGAGCAUGAGGCAGUUCUCCAAAGCCGAACACGCCGACUUUGACCCGCAGACGGUGAGGCCUGGUAGCCGGUACAGCCACGUGCAGGAGGUCCAGGAGAGGCUCAACUUCUUGAGGUUCCUGCUGAAAGACGGGCAGCUGUGGCUGUGUGCUCCGCAGGCCAAGCAGAUCUGGAAGUGCCUGGCGGAGAACGCCGUGUUUCUGUGCGACCGCGAGGCCUGCUUCAAGUGGUACUCCAAGCUGAUGGGCGACGAGCCCGACCUGGAUCCGGACAUCAACAAGGACUUCUUCGAGAACAACGUGCUGCAGCUGGACCCCUCGCUGCUCACUGAGAACGGCAUGAAGUGCUUCGAGCGCUUCUUCAAGGCCGUCAACUGCCGCGAGGGCAAGCUGGUGGCCAAGCGCCGUGCCUACAUGAUGGACGACCUGGAGCUGAUCGGUCUGGACUACCUCUGGAGGGUUGUGAUUCAAGGAAGUGAUGACAUUGCCAGUCGUGCAAUAGAUUUGCUCAAGGAGAUCUACACAAACCUCGGACCAAAACUGCAAGUCAAUCAGGUUGAGAUCCAUGAGGAUUUCAUCCAGUCGUGUUUUGACCGCCUGAAGGCGUCGUACGACACCCUGUGCGUCCUGGACGGGGAUAAGGACAGCAUCAACUGUGCCCGACAGGAGGCUAUCCGCAUGGUCAGAGUGCUGACCGUCCUGAGGGAGUACAUCACAGAGUGUGACAGCGACUACCACGAGGAGCGCACCAUCCUUCCCAUGUCCAGAGCAUUCCGGGGCAAGCACAUCACACUGAUCGUGCGCUUCCCCAACCAAGGCCGACAAGUGGACGACCUGGACAUCUGGUCGCACACCAACGACACCAUCGGCUCGGUGCGGCGCAGCAUCCUCAACCGCAUCAAGGCCAACAGCACGCACACCAAGAUCGAGCUCUACAUCGGCGGAGAGAUGGUCGACCCCAACGAUGACCGCAAGCUGAUUGGCCAGCUCAAUCUCAAGGAUAAAACGCUGAUUACGGCCAAGCUGACGCAGGUCAGCGCCAACAUGCCCUCCAGCCCGGACAGUUCCUCGGACUCCUCCACCGGCUCGCCCGGAAACCACGGCAACCACUACAGCGACGGGCCCAACCCCGAGGUGGAGAGCUGCCUGCCUGGAGUGAUCAUGUCGCUGCACCUGCGCUACAUCUCCUUCUUGUGGCAGGUGGCCGAUCUGGGCUGCAACCUCAACAUGCCCCUCCUGCGCGACGGCGCUCGCGUCCUCAUGAAGCUCAUGCCCCCAGAUAACACUACAAUGGAGAACCUGCGAGCGAUCUGCCUGGAUCAUGCCAAACUGGGAGAGAACAGCCUUAGUCCCACCCUCGACUCCCGCUUCUUUGGCCCGUCGCCUUCUCAAGUGCUCUACUUGAUCGAGGUGGUGUACGCCUUGCUGAUGCCGGCCAGCCACACGUUGGGCGAGGACGCCAGCGACUUCCAGUACAACUUCCUGAAGAGCGGCGGGCUGCCGCUGGUGCUCAGCAUGCUCACACGCAACAACUUCCUGCCAAACGCUGACAUGGAGACGCGGCGGGGCGCCUACCUCAACGCCCUCAAGAUCGCCAAGCUGCUGCUCACCGCCGUCGGUUUCGGCCACGUCAAGGCUGUUGCUGAGGCCUGCCAGCCAGUGGUGGAGGGCACCAUGCCCGUCUCACCAAUUAACCAGGCCACCCACGAUCAGGCCUUGGUGCUGCAGAACGCCCUGCAGAACAUCCCCAACCCCUCGGCCGAGUGCAUGCUGCGAAACGUGGCCAUACGCCUUGCGCAGCAGAUUUCCGACGAGAACUUCUUCCAGGCCUCAAAGUACUUCCCAGACAUCUGUGUGAUUCGGGCCAUACAGAAAAUCGUCUGGGCCUCAGGAUGUGGCACAGUACAGCUGGUCUUCAGCUCCAAUGAGGAGAUCAGCAAGAUCUAUGAGAAGACAAACGCUGGGAACGAGCCGGACGCGGAGGACGAGCAGGUGUGCUGCGAGGCGCUGGAGGUCAUGACCCUGUGCUUUGCCCUCACGCCCACCGCCCUAGACGCUCUGAGCAAGGAGAAGGCCUGGCAGACGUUCAUCAUCGACCUGCUGCUGCACUGCCAGAGCAAGUCUGUGCGUCAGAUGGCGCAGGAGCAGUUCUUCCUCAUGGCCACCAGGUGUUGCAUGGGCCACCGGCCUCUCCUCUUCUUCAUCACCCUCCUCUUCACCGUUCUAGGAAGCACUGCAAAGGAGCGUGCCAAGCACGCCGGAGAUUACUUCACUCUUUUAAGGCACUUACUCAACUACGCGUACAACAGCAACAUCAACCUCCCCAACGCCGAGGUCCUCCUCAACAACGAGAUCGACUGGCUCAAGAGAAUUAGGGACGAGGUGAAGAGGAUUGGGGAGACGGGCGUGGAGGAGACCAUUCUGGAAGGCCACCUGGGCGUCACCAAGGAGCUGCUGGCCUUCCAGACCCCAGAGAAGAAGUACUACAUUGGCUGCGAGAAGGGCGGCGCCAACCUCAUCAAGGAGCUGAUCGACGACUUCAUCUUCCCGGCGUCUAAUGUGUACCUGCAGUACAUGAAGAGUGGCGAGUUCCCCACGGAGCAGGCCAUCCCCGUCUGCAGCAGUCCCGCCACCAUCAACGCCGGUUUCGAGCUCCUGGUGGCAUUAGCCGUGGGCUGCAUGCGCAACCUCAAGCAGAUCGUCGACACGCUCACGGAAAUGUAUUACUUAGGUUGCGAGGCACUUACUGAAUGGGAGUACUUACCGCCGGUGGGACCGCGGCCCACCAAAGGGUUUGUGGGGCUGAAGAACGCUGGCGCCACAUGUUACAUGAACUCGGUGAUCCAGCAGCUCUACAUGAUCCCGCCCAUCAGGAACGGCAUCUUGGCCAUCGAGGGAACCGGCAGCGACGUGGACGACGACAUGUCCGGCGACGAGAAGCAGGACAACGAGAGCAACGUUGACCCACGGGACGAGGUGUUCAGCUACCACCACCAAUUCGACGACAAGCCGUCCCUCAACAAGGCCGAGGACCGGAAGGAGUACAACAUCGGCGUGUUGCGCCACCUGCAGGUCAUCUUCGGUCACCUGGCUGCCUCACGCCUGCAGUACUACGUGCCCCGAGGGUUCUGGAAGCAGUUCAGGUUAUGGGGUGAGCCGGUGAACCUGCGGGAGCAGCACGACGCACUGGAGUUCUUCAACUCGCUGGUGGACAGCCUGGACGAGGCGCUCAAGGCCCUGGGUCACCCGGCCAUGCUCAGCAAAGUGCUGGGAGGCUCCUUCGCCGACCAGAAGAUCUGCCAGGGCUGUCCUCACAGAUAUGAAUGUGAGGAGUCGUUCACAACACUGAAUGUAGACAUCAGAAACCACCAGAACCUUCUGGACUCGAUGGAGCAGUAUGUGAAAGGGGAUCUGCUGGAGGGUGCCAACGCCUAUCACUGUGAGAAGUGUAACAAGAAGGUGGACACGGUGAAGCGUCUACUCAUCAAGAAGCUACCACCGGUGCUGGCCAUCCAGCUCAGCCACUCGACUGGGGCGAGAGUCGCCAUCAAGUUCAACGACUGCGCCCGAGUUCGCGAGCUGGACAUGGAGCCGCAUUACCGCGAUGGCGGCGUGGCCAAGCUGGAGGGCUCGUCCGACUCGAGCCCUGAAAGCCAGACGCCACGCGCCGACGACUCCAAGGAGCAGCCGUUGCCGCCCGCCGAGUCGCCACAGCCGCCACCGGACACGCCCCAGCAGCCCCCCGCCGUCACCGACCCGCAGUCCCCCAGCUCGCGCUACCGCCUCGUCGGCGUGCUGGUGCACUCGGGACAGGCCAGCGGCGGUCACUAUUACUCGUACGUCAUCCACCGGGGCGAGGGGAGCGUAGGCGGAGGUGGGGGUGUGUGCGACGGCGAGCGCAACCGCUGGUACAAGUUCGACGACGGCGAGGUGACCGAGUGCAAGAUGGACGACGACGAGGAGAUGAAGAACCAGUGCUUCGGCGGCGAGUACAUGGGCGAGGUGUUCGACCACAUGAUGAAGCGCAUGUCGUACCGCCGGCAGAAGCGCUGGUGGAACGCCUACAUCCUCUUCUACGAGCGCAUGGACGCGCCGGACCACGACGGCGGCGAGCUGGUCAAGUACAUCCAGGAGCUGACGCUGGGCAGCAAGCCCAACCAGAUCAAGAUGCCCGGUGCCAUCGAGUGCAGCGUGCGGAAACAGAAUGUCCAGUUCAUGCACAACCGCAUGCAGUACAGCCUCGAGUACUUCCAGUUUAUGAAGAAGCUCCUGACGUGUAACAGCGUCUACUUGAACCCUCCGCCAGGCCAAGAUCAUCUUCUGCCUGAAGCGGAGGAGAUAGCAAUGAUCAGCAUUCAGCUCGCUGCCAGGUUCCUCUUCAGCACUGGAUUCCAUACCAAGAAGAUAGUGCGAGGCCCAGCCAGUGACUGGUAUGAUGCCCUGUGCAUCCUGCUGAGGCACAGUAAGAAUGUACGCUACUGGUUUGCACACAACGUCCUCUUCGCCUACCCCAACCGCUUCUCCGAGUACCUGCUGGAGUGCCCCAGUGCAGAGGUGCGUGGGGCCUUUGCCAAGCUCAUAGUAUUUAUUGCGCACUUCUCCCUGCAAGACGGACCAUGCCCCUCACCGAUUGCCUCUCCAGGACCCUCGAGUCAGGCCUGUGAUAACCUGAGCCUAAGUGACCACCUGUUGCGUGCCGUUCUCAACCUGCUCCGGAGAGAGGUGUCCGAGCACGGCCGUCACCUGCAGCAGUACUUCAACCUGUUCGUCAUGUACGCCAACUUGGGCCUUGCAGAGAAGACCCAGCUGUUGAAGCUUGGUGUGCCAGCCACCUUCAUGCUGGUAGCUCUGGAUGAGGGUCCAGGCCCCCCCAUUAAGUACCAGUACGCUGAGCUGGGCAAGCUCUUCACUGUGGUAUCGCAGCUGGUGCGCUGCUGCGACGUGGCCUCCCGCAUGCAGUCUUCUAUUAAUGGUAACCCUCCCCUGCCGAACCCGUACGGCGACCCCAACCUGACAGCACCCAUCAUGCCCCUGCAGCAGCUGGUGGCGGAGAUCCUCUUUGUGCGCACCAGUUACGUGAAGAAGAUCAUCGAGGACUGCAGCAACUCGGAGGAGACCAUCAAGCUGCUGCGCUUCUGCUGCUGGGAGAACCCACAGUUCUCCUCCACCGUGCUCAGCGAGCUGCUCUGGCAGGUGGCAUACUCCUACACCUAUGAGCUUAGGCCUUACCUGGACCUGCUGUUGCAGAUCCUUCUUAUUGAGGAUUCCUGGCAGACCCAUAGAAUUCACAAUGUGUUGAAGGGGAUUCCUGAUGACCGGGAUGGGCUCUUCGACACCAUCCAACGCUCCAAGAACCACUACCAGAAGAGGGCCUACCAGUGCAUCAAAUGCAUGGUGGCGCUGUUCAGUAACUGCUCUGUGGCCUAUCAGAUCCUGCAGAGUAACGGCGACCUGAAGAGGAAGUGGACUUGGGCGGUGGAGUGGCUCGGCGACGAGCUGGAGCGCCGGCCGUACACGGGCAAUGCCCAGUACACCUACAACAACUGGUCCCCGCCCGUCCAGAGCAACGAAACCUCCAACGGCUACUUCCUGGAGCGCUCACACAGUGCCCGCAUGACCCUGGCCAAGGCUUGCGAACUUUGCCCCGAGGAGUGCCACUUAACGAAGCACGAGGCUGUGUCGGAGGAGGACGCUGCCCGGAAGCCGUCCUCACCUCAGCAGCUUAUGCCAGGGGAGGUCGCAGUCCAACCGCAGCACACUGAGCCGGACGACCAGGAAGCCCCUGAUGAUCAGGACUCCUCUCCCCCAGAGGACACCUCCCUGUAUCCUCACUCUCCAGGGACCCAGUUUCAGCAGCAGAACAACCACCCCCAUGGGCAGCCCUACACGGGCCCGGCAGCGCAGCAUAUGAACAACCCCCAGCGCCCGGGCCCACGAGCACAAGAGAACUGGGAGCCCACUGAGGAGGUGCCUCCGGCCCAGACCUCUACCACCACCACCACAACCACCACCACCACCACCACCACCACCACCAAGGAGUAGUCGCGCCUGCAACAGCGCCAGCUCGUCCGCCGUUGGCGCACCUCCGCCCUUAAAAGCCUGUGCGCUCCACCCUCCUGCCCCUCUCUCCGUCUGCUCUCUCAGUCUCUCUCUCUCUCUCUCUCUCUCUCUCUCUCUCUCUCUCUCUCUCUCUCUCUCCUCUCCUUCCCCUGCCUGAGAGGAGGACCGGUCUGGGGGCCCCAACCUCCACCCCAUCCCAACCAACCCCCCUGCCUGCCCACACCUCUCCACUCCAGGCCCCACUGUAUCCAGAAUUCAGCUC
Alosa alosa (allis shad) is the source of this 8852-nucleotide messenger RNA. It is a transcript of the gene usp9, whose product is annotated as ubiquitin specific peptidase 9. The record is from RefSeq and is a predicted model, not a curated record. Gene Ontology annotation, cellular component: cytosol; nucleus. Lineage: Eukaryota; Metazoa; Chordata; Actinopteri; Clupeiformes; Clupeidae. Gene Ontology annotation, molecular function: cysteine-type endopeptidase activity; cysteine-type deubiquitinase activity. Gene Ontology annotation, biological process: cell migration; protein deubiquitination.